This is a messenger RNA of Acanthaster planci (crown-of-thorns starfish), 8442 nucleotides long. RefSeq lists its product as uncharacterized. The record is from RefSeq and is a predicted model, not a curated record. Gene Ontology annotation, biological process: calcium ion transmembrane transport; positive regulation of transcription by RNA polymerase II. Gene Ontology annotation, cellular component: cytoplasm; membrane; nucleus. Gene Ontology annotation, molecular function: transcription cis-regulatory region binding; calcium channel activity; protein binding. NCBI's taxonomy places the organism in Eukaryota, Metazoa, Echinodermata, Asteroidea, Valvatida, Acanthasteridae.
CAGGCCAAACGGAGUCUAAGGACUCGCCACGCGAUGUCUCAACUCUGACGGCCCGCCCCGGGGAAAAGGGAACCGAUUUGAGAGCGGCAUCUGUUGAGCCGGCUGAGAAGAAUUCGGGAGAGGAAAUUAUCCCGGAACAAGGAAAUAAGCAUGAUGCUGGAAGUAAGUCUCAGAAGGCGAAAACGAAGAAGGAUUCCAGAUGGAGCACGAGUAGAAAGAAUGGGAAAUCCCAACUGAACCGAAAGGGAUCCGAGAAGUCGAAAUUCAGUGCAAGCGACUUCAUCCAGCCUAAAACAGCAAAGGGACAGGGCUACAGGUAUUCGCACCAGGGUUCGUCGCAUUCGACGAGUUUCGCGAUGUCCGAUUCGGCAUCAAUCGCCGGUUCGUCUGUGGCGAGCAGCGUGUCUUCGGGACAUGUGCCCCCGGGUAGCGCCGGGGGAGUGAUCCAGCAGGGACUCGGUACCAAUGGACGGCUUUUGCUACUCAGCCUACGAGGGGAAUGGGGGACUGCGGAGACCUUACUUCGGAAUGCAGAAAAGGGCGACCCAGAGAUAAACAGACAAGAUGAAGAAACUGGAGUCACUCCGUUUAUGCUGGCCGUCAAAGACAACAAAAUUGUGGUAGCGGAGAGAUUAAUUGAUCUCGGAGUGCACAUCAAUGCCAGGGCAAAGGACGGACGUUCAGCAAUCCAUUAUGCUGCUGCGUCUGCCAAGGAUGAGAUCACGAAGCUUCUUAUCUCAAAGAGGGCCGAUACGACACUCGUAGGCGGGCCUGCGAGUCAGCUGGCCCUCCACAUGGCGGCUUCACGGACUAGCGGUGGCCUGCUGCAAGUCCAGCAGCUACUGAAGACGUCGGGGAAGGAUUCCAGGCUAGCCAAAGAUGCGAAUGGCUGCAUACCCCUCUUCCUGGCAGUGGAGUCUGGCAACAUCUCGGUGGCCCGGGAGCUGCUGACCCACCAGCGAGAGGAGCAACUGCGAACGGUGAAGGCGGACACGGGCGACACGCCGCUCCACGCGGCCUGCCGCCGCAAGGACCCAGAUCUGAUCAAGCUGCUGGUGGAAUGCGGGGGCAGCGUCAAUGUCCAGAAUGACGAAGGGCACUCCCCACUGCACAUUGCCGCUUGGGUAGGGGACGAGACGACAAUGAAAUACUUCUAUCUAGCGAAGGCAGAUGCCAACAUACUGGACAAGUUGGAUCGUUCCCCGGUCCACAUUGCCGCCGAGAAUGGCCACACGAACAUUGUGGAGUUGCUCGUGGAUAAGUUUAAGGCCAAUGUGUCAGCCCGGACCAAAGACGGCAGCACCCUGAUGCACGUGGCCUCUCAGUGUGGCCACCCAGAGACGGCGCUCAUGUUCCUCAAGAAAGGUGUCCCUCUUCACAUGCCAAAUAAGGCUGGUGCCGUGUGUCUUCAUGCAGCUGCCAAGCGUGGUCACAUGGCAGUGGUCAAGGCACUGUUACAAAAGGGAGCUUUAGUGGAUGCCAAGACAAAGGACAGCUACACAGCAUUGCACAUAGCAGUCCAGCACUGCAAACCGUUGGUGGUGCAGACUUUGCUGGGCCACGGGGCCCAGGUGCAACUCAAGGGAGGGAAGGCGGAGGAAACACCCCUGCACAUCGCAGCUCGCAUCAAGGAAGGGGAGAAGGUAGCGGAGAUGUUACUGAAGAGUGGCGCUGACGUCAAUGCAGCGAUGGCGAAUGGAGAGACGGCCAUGCACACAGCAGCUAGACAUGGUCAUUUGUUGAUGGUACAGGCGUUACUGGAAGAGGGAGGGGAUCCUGUGUGCCAGUCCAAGUCUGGUGAGAAUCCACUCCAUAUUGCUGUGCGACGGUCGCAUUACCCCAUCGUCAAGGAGAUCAUACAGUUCUUGCACAAUGAGAUGUCGCGCCUGGAUGCCGUCAUGGCAGUCAACGAACAAAGCACGGAAGGAGAAACACCGCUCCACUAUGCAGCUGAAAUCACAAAAGAGAUGAUCCAUUACUCUGGGGAGGAUACUGACAUCAUGCAGUUGUUGCUGCAGUAUGAUGCGGACAUCAACCUCAUCACUAAACUGACCCAAGAGUCGUCGCUCCACUACUGUGCCAGAGCAGGCAACAACAACAUCAUGCUGAAGAUGGUGAACCACCUGGGACCCAACCGGACCCAGCUCGCUGUCAACAGACAGAGCAAGAAUGGCUGGUCCCCCCUCUUGGUUGCCAGUGAAGAAGGCCACGUUGAAAUUGUCAAACUCCUCCUUCAGAGCAAUGCCAGAGUGGAUGUGUUUGACGAGCACGGCAAGGCAGCCCUCCACCUGGCCGCCGAGAACGGCCACAGGGAGGUCGCCGACAUCCUCCUCUGGCACAAGGCCUUCGUCAACGCCAAGUCCAAGCUGGGCAUCACCCCGCUCCAUUUGGGGGCGCAGAACGGUCACAACGAGCUGGUCAAGUUGCUGAUCUGCACCCACAGUGCCACCAUCGAUGCCCUCUCCCUGGCGAAGAAGACGCCCCUCCACUUAGCCGCCCAGAGUGGCCAAUUGGAAGUCUGCGAGACACUGCUGAAAUUGAAAUCCGACCCCAACUCUAGCGAUAUGUUGAGAGUUGACAAUCAUGGUCAGACUCCAUUGCACCUCGCAGCCAAGAACGACCAUGCCGAAAUCGUCAAGCUCUUCUUGAAACACAAGCCGGAGCUAGUCACAAUGGCCAACUCGGAUGGGUCUACAUGUGGGCACAUCGCCGCCUCCAAAGGGAGUGUGGCUGUCAUCAAGGAACUCUUGCGCUUCAACAAAAUCGGCGUAUGCACAGCUAAGAACAAGACCAACGACUCUACAGCGUUGCACCUAGCGGCCGCGGGAGGUCACAAAGACGUGGUGUCUGUCCUGAUCGAUAAUGGAGCCUCACCAACUGAGGAGAAUGCUGACGGGAUGACUGCAAUCCAUCUGGCUGCCAAGAACGGCCACGUCGGCGUCCUGGAGUCACUGAAGGGCAAGGUGUCCUGGAAGGCCCCCAGUGUCAAGACGGGCCUGACGGCGCUGCAUAUUGCCGCCCACUACGGCCAGAGCGACUUUGUCCGGGAGAUGCUGACCAAGGUGCCGGCCACCAUCCGCAGCGAAUCGCCCGCAUCUAUGCCAGGGGACCUCAAGGAAAUCUCCAUUCACGAUCAUGGCUUGACUCCCCUUCAUCUUGCGGCACAGUCUGGCCACGAGGGCCUCGUCAGGUUGCUCCUAAACUCUCCUGGUGUCCAGCCCGACGUACCAACCCAGGAACAGGGGACGAUUCCUCUGCACCUGGCCUCCCAGAGUGGCCACACGGCCGUGGUGGGUCUCCUUCUCAGCAAAUCCACCACGCAGCUCCACGUAAAGGACAAGAGGGGACGCACUGGGCUCCACCUAGCUGCAGCCAACGGCCACUAUGACAUGGCAUCCCUGCUUCUCGGGCAGGGCUCGGACAUCAACGCCUUCGAUAAGAAUGGCUGGACACCUCUCCAUUUUGCAGCAAAGGCCGGCUUCCUCAAUGUCGUGACGCAUUUGGUGGAGAGUGGCGGCUCACCAAAGUUUGAGACCAAGGAUGGGAGAGUAGCCAUUUGCUACGCGGCAGCAGCUAAUCAUCUCGCCGUGCUCAGCUACCUGAUGAAGAAAGAACACAACACACAGCACCUGAUGGAGGACAGGAAGUUUGUUUUUGAUUUAAUGGUGUGCGGCCGCUACAACAACAACGAGUCCAUCCAGGAGUUCAUUCUGCGAUCGCCAGCUCCCAUCAAUACAGCAGCCAAGCUCUCCAAGAACUUCCGGCAGCAGUCGGCCAGGGAGAAGGAACGGGCCCGGGACCUGACAGAGGCCAGCGCCUUCUGCGAGUGCAUGGCGGUGGACCUGCUAUCAGUCUCAGCCAGCACCAGCAGCGCCGGCCACCUGCUGCGCUCGGUGGACAGCCGGGGCAUCACCUUCCUGGACGUUCUCAUCGAGUGCGAGGACAAGGAGGUGGUGGCACACCCUUCAGUGCAGCGCUAUCUUUCCGAUCUGUGGAUGGGCAAUCUGACCUGGGCAUCCUGGCAGAUCCUCCUCCUGUUCCUAGUCUUCAUCAUCUUGCCACCCAUUUGGGUCUUCUUUUCCCUCCCUCUAAAGUUACGUUUCAACAAGCUCCCCAUCAUCAAGUUCAUGGGUUACCUGGUCUCCCACAUCUACCUGAUCAUCUUGCUGAUCUUGACGACGGUGAUCACCCCGUUCAUCGAGGAAUUCAUCCGGACCAAGUCGCUUGUGCCCAACUGGUAUGAGUGGCUUCUUCUAGUCUGGCUGACGGGUCUCCUGGUGUCGGAGAUUACUAACCCAGGCGACCGGCAGGGCCUAGGCUACAUCCGGGUUGUCACGCUGGCGUUCUCCUCGGUGGCCUGCAUCAUCCACAUCGCUGCCAUCCCCUUCAGCGACGACACCAAGCUCUACAUGAUCUAUGCCCGCAACCAGUUCUUCGCCUGGUGCCUCCUCUUCACCUUCGCCGGCCUGCUGGAGUUCCUCUCCUUCCACCAUCUCUUCGGACCCUGGGCCAUCAUCAUCCGCGACCUCAUGAAGGACCUGGUCCGAUUCAUGGUCAUCCUGCUCAUCUUCCUAGUUGGGUUUAUGCUACACCUGUCGGCCGUCUACCAGCCGGUCACCGAGCAGACACCAGAGAUGGCCAACAGCACAGACUCGAUCCAGACCCCCAUCGACACCUUUGUGGUGCUGUUCUUCUCCCUCUUUGGGCUGGUUGAGCCAGGGGAUCUGCCCCCCACGAUCCGGAGCCCACCCUUCACCACCGUCUUGGUCAAGUUCGUCUUCGGCACAUAUCUUAUCGUGACCCUCAUUGUCCUCAUCAAUCUGCUCAUUGCCAUGAUGAGCGACACCUACCAACGCAUCCAGGCCCAGUCUGACACAGAGUGGAAGUUUGGCAGGGCCAAGCUUAUUCGUCAGAUGAACAAGUCCUCCGCUACCCCGGCCCCCCUCAACAUACUCACCAAGUUGGUCACGUACUGCAAAGCGGCCUACAAACACAAAUGUAAAGUGUGUAGCGCACAGGCCCGCGACUACAUCAACGAGAACGAAGAGAUGGAUGCAAUAUCAGAUGCUCGAUCCAUUGAUAUCUUCGGUCAUCACACUCACUGGCUGAGAAACGUUGUUCGUCGCAACACACAAGUCGCUCCCGACGGCGGAUUCCUACGAGCCGGUAACGGCAACGGCCCCACCCGCAUCGAGGAGGUGCUGGACUGGGACAAGGUGGUCCGGCGCUACCUGGUCAUUAAGGGGCUUGAGGAGGACCCAAAACUCAAAGAGGAGCCAGGGCUGGACGACGAGAGCAGGACUGGCAAUGCCAACAACACCGCCGUCAAUAAGGCCGACGGGACAAAGAACGCCAACCACGUCGUGUGAGUCUGCCGGCACCAAGCUUAGCAGGAACAAGCCGUGCGCCGUAAUGAAAUUCAGUCACGCCUGUUGUGCUAAUAAAAUUCACUCAUGUGAAGGACAAAUGUUGUUUGUGUCGGAAUCUGUAAUAGUACAAGUUACAGUAGUACUUUGGGAGAAUCUUUAAAAUGUUUCACUCUGAAGUGCCAGUUUCGGUUGAGAAGAUUCACUGCUCAUCUCGGGGACAGCUUCCAAGGUUCUAAGAGGAAGGCAUGGGCCCACAUAUCAACAUGCUAGCAUUUCCAAAAUGCUUGGGCACUGCCGUUUUCCCACCUUCAAAUCACAGUGAUUCGCAAGGACGACUUGUAAAGUGGCAAUGGUUUAGGCAUGCUAGUUAUUCUCAUUGGUGAUAAAGCAAGAACGAUAACACCAUGCAUCAUCUGCCAGGCUCUGAAAUAGAGACUAGCACCGUAAGAAAGGGAAAAAACCACUGAAGAGGAGAACACAAGAAAAAGCUGUCAAGAUCACUCUUUUCCUCUGCCAAUUGUGGGGUCAUGUUGUACCUUUACAUUUUUUUCUCCCAAAAUUGUGAUUAUUGCAAAGGCAGCCUCAAAAAAAAAGACAACUGGAACUCACUUAUUUACGGUAUCACCUUACAGCCACAAACGUUUCUCUAAAGUUCCUCCUUUCCUGUUGCUGGUUUCUUGGAGACAGUGUAGCGGCCGUCCUGGUUGCAGAGGUGGAUUGUAAUUUUGUCCAGUUUGUUCUACUCUCCGACAUUGCUUUCUGUUAAUAAAAGAAAAUCUGUCAUUUGAAAAACUCAACAUUUCAGAUCCUGUGGUAGAGAAUUGAUAGAUUUUACACUCCCGAGCUUUCACGGCUGGCUUCUACUUUGAGGAAGUACUUGUCAAGAAAGUAUUUACUCUUUUGAGUACUCAGUGUCAUAUAGUCAUACUGUUUAAAUUGCAUCUCAAAGGUGCUAAGUUCACUUGGGUACUAAAUACCACUUACACCAAGGACUUGGGCAUUGCCAGCGAUUAUAUAAGUUAUAAUGAAAAUUUUGCGGGAUCUAAUUCAAUUCAGUUUCGGAAGAGAAAUCACCUUGAAUAAAUUGCUGUUAAUGUAAACCUUGAGAAAUGUAUUUGUGUGCUAUUCAAAAAGUUAUUUCAAUUUGGACUGUCAUUCCAUCCAGAUUUUCUGAUUCAGCGACAGUACUUCUUGCCAAGAGACGCAGUAAUCAAUUUAACAGCAGAGCAGCAUUAUUGUACAUUUUCUGAUGUAAGAAUACAGUUGCCAAUUUCACGGCACUGCUUAGCGCAAGUAAAAAAUUAGCGCUUACCCCAGCAGAAAUUCUGUGCUGACGCCGAACGGGUUAGCGAGGAAUUUUGGUUUGUACGCAUGCGUACAUCCUGUAACUAAGGAUUCUGUGCUUUAAGGGUUAGCGCGGAAUUCUGCGGUAAGCAGCGCCAUGAAAUUGGGCCCAGGAGACAGGAAACAUUUAUACUAAUCGUGAAUUUCACUUAACGCUGCAAUUUUUUAACCGUGUUCACCAAGUUGUUUGUAGCUGACAGCAUUAUGUUUUCCCCCUUUUGAAGCAAAUUCCAUACUUUCAAUAUUUGCAAAAAUACAUCUCCUUUGUGUUUCAGCAAAGUAUAGCAAUACAGAUGGAAUAGUACAGUACAUUGUAUUAGAAUUUAAAUUAAUACAGUUGUGACAAUGAUGUACCAAAAAAUCCUUCAAGUCUGGUGUAAAUCUUAUAAUGCUUACUUUGAGCUGUCUACUUCGGACGUUAUCCAAGCACGUACCAUCUUCAUUUUUGUCCAUUGUGAUGUCUGUAACCUCAUGUCCUUUUUAUAAAAGAAAAAGAAAUCACGAAAUGGUAAUUACUUUCAAAAAGUUGCUCUUAGCAUUUAUUUAGAUUGGACAUUGACAUUUUUGCAGGACUGUUUGCAGGAGAAAAGGCAAAGCAAAAACAAACAAACAAACAAACAAACAGUAUGUUCAAUUUUCCCAUCACGGCAAAAUGUAGGUCUGUUGGUUGGUCAGUGUUUUGCUGUACACAGAAAUCUCUGUAAUACACAGUGAAAGUUGGGAGUUUAGUUUUGGGAAGACUACGACUCUAAAGUAAAUCUGCCUUUUUAUAUCUGUAAAUUAAGUAUAUUUUAAACCAAUAUUUACUUGCAUGUAUAUGAUAAUGUACAGUAGAGAGAUUACCAAAAGCAACUAUUUUUAUGUAUUAGUACUUCUGUAAAGAUACGUCGAUAUUUAUUACCAGCAAAGGUUCUUUGGUCAAAUGCGUUACCUGUUCAUAAAUAUCAACUGCACAUAUUCAGAAGUCGUAACAGUAUUAGAUGUUUUAAAGUCAGCAUUGAUGUUUACUGUGUACUGAAUUCGUUAAAUAAUGUCACUUUGCAAAAAUCGAAACCCCGAUUAUAACAUCAGGUUAUUUGAUAAGUAAUUGUUGACGCUCAGUCUCCACUCCAGGUAUGCGUUUGUGUACAGCAUCGGAAGACGCUGGAAAACGAAGAUUGAAGUGUAGAAAUGGAUAAGGACCCAGAGAAAAAUGAAGUAUUUUUUCCAAUUUUCUACCUUCAAAAAUGUGGUUUUAUCUACUGAAGCUAAAAUGACACUGUCCAGGAAAUCUUUAACUGAACAAUUCAAAUGAAAUGUUUAUAUGAAUUUCUGAAACUCUCGUUUCUAUACAAGUGCCACUCGGUCAAAUGCUGACUUUCGUCAUGUUUGCUUUGUUGGCUUUUCAGACCCAGUACUUUUCAAAGAUUUGACGGUACAAGAACUAGUGUCAGUAGGAUUUUUGCACAAAAGCCGAAGUUCUAAACAACGGUUGACGGAAGGUAACAAAGGAAAAGAGGAACAAUGGAAAAGUGCAAGCAUGAAAAGAUGUUUUAUCUUCAGUGAGCCUAGUUUUUUUUUCUGCGAAUGACAUGAUGUUGUAUCAGUGAUUUCUAUUUUCAGCUUGUAAUUUGAUAUAAUUUGUACACAGAUAAAAACACCUAAUACGUAAUUUUGUAUUAACAAAUGUAUCUUAAAUUUGCAUAGUGUAAUAAAUGCUGUAGACAGAACUGAAUUGAGUAGACAAUUG